Molecule: messenger RNA, 1686 nt
Organism: Phytomonas sp. Hart1
Lineage: Eukaryota; Euglenozoa; Kinetoplastea; Trypanosomatida; Trypanosomatidae
Source: the annotation of a GenBank genome assembly
AAAUAGCAAAGGAUGUCUACCCGAAAACCUCAAAGUACCUCAGCUAAAAUAAUUAAAUUUCACGAUGUUCAGGAUCCAAUAUACGGCAUGCUUAGCCCCUUAUCACCUCAUCCAGUGAUUAUCCGACACCGUCAAUACCCUUCCCUUCAUCACUACUUCCUUUGUGAACGUUUCAAGGACUUCUCAAUAGAGCAGCGCAUUCAACGGGCCACCACAACAUGGGAGUUGGAUCGUCUUGUUAAGGAGGCUGAAGCCAAAGGCCACCAACGAGCGCAGUGGAACCGCAUCAAAUUAGAUGUGAUGCUAUUAGGCACUUAUUUUAAAUUUAAACAAAAUGAGGAGCCUAGAAAAAUUCUUCUGGGAACGGAACAGGGGGUUUUGGUGGACCACACUGUAAAAGACGACUUUUGGGGUGACAAUGGCAAUGGCACAGGAAAAAAUCUAAUGGGUGUAACACUUAUGGUGGUACGUGACCGUUUGCGUCGCGAGGAAAGCCAUCAAUCUGCUGUCAAUGCUUCAAAAGAAAGUGCAAAGAAGUCAGGUCUUCGCGCCCUCCGGGAUGUUAUGACUUCUCGUCAACUCGCACGCUAGCUUUGAUUGAUCACUUUAUUUUAGUCAUUAAAUAUCUUCGUAUUUCCUUCUUUUCGUGUGAAUGUGUGUGUGUGUAUUGUAAUGUAGAGAGUUAAAUGUAACUUUAGCUGAGUCAAAAAAAGCGUAUUCUAUACAGUAUUAUAACCUCUACAACAAUCCGCUUUAAAUAUAUAUAUAUCAAUCACGCUAUCGAAUAUAUACACAUAUAUAUAUAUAUAAGUAGAGCUUUUAUUUUUUCAAAGUCUCUCCUUUUUAUCUGAAAUGCAUUUCUUAUUAACUUUUGUGUCGUGUGGAUAUCGUCUUCAAAGAUAGCUUCCACUAAAGAUCUAAAAUCCGAGUAAAAUUAAUUUAUAAAAGUUAGAAUUUUUUGUUCUAAUAAAAAAGUUAAUUAAAGCAACUUUUUUUUUACCAAAUAACUAAAGAUAUUUUCAAGCACCUUCUGGCGUUUAUUCCAGUGAUUUCACUGUUAAAUAAAUAUGUCUUGACAGAAUAUAAAGUGGCCUCGAAGGUGUUCAUUAACAUCGUUAUUGGUGGUGAAAAGGAUGGACGGAAUGUGAUAGGUCUUUCUGAUAAGGAAACACCAUGUACCACAGAAAACUUUAACUAUCUAUGCAUCUGUAAAAAAAGGGUUUGGAUACAAAAACUCUAGUUUUCAUCGAGUUAUUCGGAAUUUUUUGAUUCGGGACUUUGACAUCAUUAAAUUCAAUAGGGUCACUGGCAAAUCAACCUACAGGAUAACUUAGCUGAAAGUUUCAAGGUAAAAUACCUCGUAGAUGCACUGUUCAUGGCAAACUCUGUUUGAAACAUGAACAGCUCCCAUUUUUUUAAAUUACAACUACUCCCACACCAUCGUUGGAUGAACGUCUCGUCGUGUUUGGCAAAGUCUGGAGGGCAUGGAUGUUUUGAAGACGAUUGAAAAUACUGAGACAGGAAAAUAGAUCCCCUAAAAAAAAAAGUGGCAAUCCUUGAUCUUAAAAUUUCAUAAUAUAUAUUAAUAUCCAGAAUAAAAAAGGAAGAUAUUGGUAAAAAAAAAGGCUCAUGUUUUAUCGUUUUGCAUCUAAUUAUUUUAAACAUGGUCAGUACACUCAAUAACAA